Octopus sinensis (East Asian common octopus) is the source of this 2534-nucleotide messenger RNA. Its product is annotated as guanine nucleotide exchange C9orf72-like. The transcript is spliced from 9 exons. The coding region runs from base 962 to 2458 and encodes 498 amino acids. Gene Ontology annotation, molecular function: guanyl-nucleotide exchange factor activity. Gene Ontology annotation, biological process: autophagy; endocytosis. Lineage: Eukaryota; Metazoa; Mollusca; Cephalopoda; Octopoda; Octopodidae. Gene Ontology annotation, cellular component: autophagosome; endosome. The record is from RefSeq and is a predicted model, not a curated record.
GACCGAACCGGAAGUGACGAUCGAAGCAACUUGUGUUGGACAGGCACGGCUCUUAGAAGACCAUUUAUUUACAUGCACGAAUCACUUACUCAUUCUCUUUCACCGUUUUCGCUUGUUUUUUCCUCUUAUGUUGUUUUGUGUGUGUCACAUGCUUGCUUGACAUAUUCGUGGAAUCAGUCAACAGUGAAUUCAGACAGCAUUUUUUACUCGAUGGACGAGCCACUGUUUAUCUCCAGUUCUAUCACAUGAUGUUAUGAAAGACUUGUGACAGAGAAUCUUGAAAGUGUUGAAAAGUCUGGAGACGUUGAAUAUAUUUUGUCAACCCCCUGUCAGGAGCAGGUUCCAAUGAAGCUUGACUGGAUUACAGAGGUUGUCAGCCGUGACAAAGUCAUCAUCCUGCUUGUUAAUUAUGCCUUCUUGCUUGUCGUAGUUGCCAGUUUCAUGAUUUUUCUCCUCUACCUAACGCAGGACCUCUCCCCAAAUAUCAACUGGUCGGCAUCACUGAUGCUCUUAGCUGCAGCUUUUGUUAUAGCCAACAUGUUUCUGGCCAGCUACAUUGUCCAAGUGCUACAUGUGCGCAAUGAACUGCCUAUGAUAUACUUUCAAUCUUGAAAGUUGGUCAUCUGUUCUGGCAACCUAAUCCCCUUCCAUCCAUAUUUUAUUUGUGUCUUCACAAGUAAAAAAUUACAAUUAAGUUAAUUGGAGCAGUUUGUUUUAGUAUUUACUAAUGCAUAUGUAUUGAUGCUUGGUAUACACAUACAUAUGUUCUUUCUCUCUCUUUAGAUAUAAAUAUAUAUAUAUGUUUUUGUAUGUGAAUAUUGGUCUUAUUCUAUCUGGAUUAUAUUUAUAUUUAUGUGUAUAAUGGAAGAUAAUUCCAAAUUAAUUCAAAUAGAGAUAAAAUUAGGUGAUACACUAUAAACGUUUUAAUAAGAAAGUUAAAAUUUUAGCUUCAUCCAUUACCAUGGAGACCCAAGCUAACAAAAAUGACUCUUACAUUUCAAGUAUGAAAAUCAAACCUGACCAUUCGCAUUCUUCUCACUUAUCCCCACCACAAAAUCUCCUUUAUCCCUCUGACCAAAGCAAACAACUGGACCCAAUUGCUUCCACAUUACUGAGUCCUUGUUCCAAAUAUACAGUGUCACAGCUUGUGGACAGCGCACAGAUCCUUGUCUCAACAUUUGUGUUCAGUCACUGGGACAACAUCCUUGGACCUCGAGUUGAGCAAGUGUGGUUCAAUGGUGAGGCUCUUCUGCUCGAUCAAAGCACCCUUCUGCAGAUCUGUAAGCAAGGUUUAGCUGGAGAACUAUGUCGGGACUUAAGCAGCAGUAUUACUGAUUGGCGCAUCCAUACCAUUCCGGACAAAAAUGUUGCUGCAGUUGUAUUUGUGUUCAGUGCUAAUGGGACCAACGGCCUUUCUUUACAUAGCUUCACUUUGAUUAUACAGUUGGACCAACUUGAAUAUUUUCUCCACCUCUCCGAUCUUAUCUACAGCUGGAUUAGCCGGAUGGUUGGUAAAUUACGUGUACUUCUUGAGAAGGAUUCUAGAAAUGAAGCUCUGUCUGUAUUUACAUCUUACCUGUGUAAUUUUACAGAGAUGCUGCUAUCUUUGAGUGAAGCUAAGCUACCAACUGAAGUUGAAGUUGAUGACAGCAUCCUCUGCCCGUCUCACAGCAUCGAAGAGGACUUCCUCCGGACAAUGAUAUCAUCGCACCUUAUGACCUUCGGCCGCAGCGUCGUCAUUGGUAAACAUAUCAAGCAAGUCAAUUUAGUUAUUAACACACUGGCGUUAUUUAACACACCAGAAGAGAGAUUAUGUUCACGACGUGUCUUGGACCAGACAGGCAAGAUGUGGCCCUAUCAUCAUGAUCUUUACCUUCAAGGUAUUGUUGCUGAACCAGGUAGCAAGAUCUCUCACCUGAUGAAAGAUAUGUUGACCAGUAAAUACCCAAGUUCUAUCAUAGACCUGAAUCUACAGAGAGUCUUGCAGACCCCUGAUCAUUCCAGUCACGAGACCUAUCGGCAAGAGAUGCUGAAGAACGAACUUAUUUGCCUGCAUUAUGAUGAUAACUAUGAAUCCUACAUGAAACGUAAAAGUUUUGUUACUGUCACAGACUGUGCUGAAUCAUUUGUGAAAACGCUCCGGAAAGAGCUUCUACAGCUGCCCAGAAUCUCUUCAGGAAACCUAUGUGGUGUGUGGGAAUCCCAUAUUAACAACUUUCUCUGGUUACUACAGAGAAAAGCUCUAUGUCUUAUCAAAUAUGUUGAACAGGAAACGAAUCGUGGAAGUCACCCAUUAAAUGAUGGUAUUCAUAAACUACGUCAGGAUCUUGGUUUGACUUUAGAAGCUGAUUUGAGAAUAGUCCUGGCAGCUGCUGAUAAACUUAAGCCAGGAAUAUACUCUCUUGUCAUAUCAGAUGGACGUCGUCAACCUGAUCAUUUUGGACCAUUCUUUGAUUAAAAUUUGCAUGUUAUUUAUUUACUUUAACACACACACACAUGCAAAGCAAUAAAUAUGUAUAUGCAAAUGUAUAUAA